CUUCAUUCUAUACAAAAAAAAAAAAAAAAAGGUACCCCACAUUAUAAUUUUUUCACGUAAUACUUAAAUGUUGCUGGUGGUGAGCAGGUCAGCAUUUUUAUGUAAGGUAUACUUACUUAAUUUCUUGUGUUCAACUUGGAAUUUGCAUCUUCGCAUGGUACAGCAGCAAUUCGCAGUGAGAUUUGUGAGCUGAGUCAUAAUAAUGGGUGGUUGUGUAUCAACUCCAGCAAGCACAAUCAGGGUAAGGAAGAAAUACCAUCGUCGUCAUAGAAAGAAUUCAAACUCAGGUCUAGUAGGAACCAGGAAAAGAAAUAGCGAUGCACGGGUGACAGAUAUUGCUGUUAGUGAGUUUGUUCGUACAACUACAACCUCCGGAAGAUCUGAGGUCUCUAGUUCCACAUUCCAUCUUACUCAGUUGCAGUGGCAACAUAGUCAAAUAGAUGCUAAUGUUCUUUGUCAAGAAGAAGCAUGGUUUGACACGCACAGCAUUUUGGAGUCCGACUCAGAUGAUGACUUCAGUAGUGUUCAUGGGGAUAUUUUCCCCAACAUUUCAAGUGGACAAGUACUUCAGUAUGAAACUUCAUCAUGCUUUAUGGAUAGCAAACUCAAGUACAAAGAAUACCAUGAGAAAUAUCUCAAGAUAGAUGGCAGUAAAACAGAGAAGGUUUUGAGCAAAGAUGUAGUUCAGGAUCCAAAAGGACUUGCAGUUGUAAGUGCUCAAGACUAUAUUCCAUCGCUAGGGAAGGGUGAAGACCUUGGAACCAAAAAGAAGAAGAAUUUGGAUCGUGCCUAUGCAAGUUUUAAAGGUGUAAAAAAGGAUAAACUGCAGGAGAAAACUCAGGAGAAGGUGUUCAAGUCUGUCUUACCGAAGCUGGUUAGUUCAUUGAGUUUCAAUGACAAAACAAUUAAUGCAUCAAAUUCAGGCCCACAUUCUCAAGUAAAGAAAUCAACUAUUAUAAGGCUUUCUCUGAAGAGGACGUCUGUUGAUGGAGAAGAAAAGAACGAAUUUUGUUCUUCAAGAAAGUAUCUUGUCCGCCCCAGGGCUGGGCACGUAAUUCCUUGUUGCACAGAAGAAAAGCUCAUUGCAGGAAGUUGGUCAAAGAUUGAGCCCUCAAACUUUAAGCUCCGUGGUGAUAGUUAUUUCAAAGAUAAGAGGAAAAGCCCUGCUCCUAAUGUGUGUCCUUAUAUUCCAAUUGGGGUCGACUUAUUUGUUUGCCCUAGAAAGAUCAAUCACAUCGCACAGCACAUUGAGCUUCCUUCUAUAAAAGGAGAUGGAAAAAUACCUCCAUUACUAAUUGUUAAUAUUCAGUUGCCUACUUAUCCUGCUCCAAUGUUCCUUGGUGAUGCUGAUGGGGAAGGCUUGAGCCUUGUUAUAUAUUUCAAACUUUCUGAAAGUUUUGAGGAGGACAUCUCUCCCCAGUUUCAAGACUUCAUCAAGAGAUUCAUUGAAGACGACAUGGAAAAGGUAAAAGGAUUUGCAAAGGAGUCAAUUGUUCCUUUCAGAGAGAGAUUGAAGAUUACGGUUGGGUUGGUUAAUCCAGAUGAGCUUGUUUCAAGUGCAACAGAAAGAAAGCUUUUGAAUGCUUACAAUGAAAAGCCUGUGCUUUCCCGUCCUCAACACAACUUUUAUCAGGGCCCAAAUUACUUUGAAGUUGAUCUUGAUAUUCAUCGCUUCAGCUACAUAGCUAGAAAGGGGCUUGAUGCUUUUAGAGAACGUUUACAACAUGGAAUAGUUGAUUUUGGUCUAACAAUUCAGGCACAGAAGCCAGAGGAGUUGCCAGAGAAAGUGCUUGGUUGUGUUAGAUUGAACAAGAUAGAUUUUGUUGAUCGUGGCCAAAUACCCACGCUUGUGAGAGUUGAGGAAGAUUCGUGUUCAGAUUAAUACAACUAAUUACCCGCAUAUUGCAUGGGGGAGUAGAUGUUAGUGUAUCUUGAGCUCUAUGUAUAUAGCUCAAUUGUUUUGAAAAAUACACACAUUCAAUAUUAAAUACGCACCUGUUGCUACUAACUUGUGAAGUAAUAGUGGAUGCAGUUGCACUCCGAA
Nicotiana tabacum (common tobacco) is the source of this 2044-nucleotide messenger RNA. RefSeq lists its product as uncharacterized. The record is from RefSeq and is a predicted model, not a curated record. Lineage: Eukaryota; Viridiplantae; Streptophyta; Magnoliopsida; Solanales; Solanaceae.